Molecule: messenger RNA, 10212 nt
Organism: Suricata suricatta (meerkat)
Lineage: Eukaryota; Metazoa; Chordata; Mammalia; Carnivora; Herpestidae
Gene: TNS1
Product: tensin 1
Exons: 35
Coding region: 381-5699 (1772 amino acids)
Biological process (GO): fibroblast migration
Molecular function (GO): protein binding
Source: RefSeq, a predicted model, not a curated record
UGGCCCUGGGACCAGCUCCGCUCCUGCGCCCGCUCCACCCGGACACAAGGCUUACUCACGCCCUCCUCCCGGCAGCCAGCUUACCAGCCUCUUGCCAGCCACAGCUGCUGCCCCGUCAUUGCCCACUGCCUCUGUCCCAGACAGAGGGGCGCCCAGACACCCACCCACCCCGGGGCUCUUCUGUCAGAAAGGUGGCGGCCCCCUGUAUUCCUCCAUCCAACCAUGAACUGGUGCCCAUCAACCCUGAGAAUGCUCCGAAGAAUGUAGCCAACACGGGAGAAGGAGCUUUCCGGGGUGGAAACACACGGAAAAGCCUUGAGGAAGACGGCUCCAGCAGAGUCACCCCGAGUGUCCAGCCCCAACUUCAGCCUGUCAGAAACAUGAGUGUGAGCCGGACCAUGGAGGACAGCUGUGAGCUGGACCUGGUGUAUGUCACGGAGAGGAUCAUCGCCGUUUCCUUCCCUAGCACAGCCAACGAGGAGAACUUUCGGAGCAACCUCCGGGAGGUGGCCCAGAUGCUCAAGUCCAAACAUGGAGGCAGCUACCUGCUUUUCAAUCUCUCUGAGCGGAGGCCUGACAUCACGAAGCUCCACGCCAAGGUACUGGAAUUUGGCUGGCCUGACCUUCACACCCCAGCCCUGGAGAAGAUCUGCAGCGUCUGCAAGGCCAUGGACACUUGGCUCAACGCAGAGCCUCACAAUGUCGUCGUUCUACACAAUAAGGGAAACCGAGGCAGGAUAGGCGUUGUCAUCGCCGCUUACAUGCAUUACAGCAACAUUUCUGCCAGCGCCGACCAGGCCCUGGACCGGUUUGCAAUGAAGCGAUUCUAUGAAGAUAAGAUUGUGCCCAUUGGUCAGCCAUCUCAGAGAAGGUACGUGCACUACUUCAGUGGCCUGCUCUCUGGCUCCAUCAAAAUGAACAACAAGCCCUUGUUUCUGCACCACGUGAUCAUGCACGGCAUCCCCAACUUCGAGUCUAAAGGAGGGUGUCGACCGUUUCUCCGGAUCUACCAGGCCAUGCAGCCUGUCUACACGUCUGGCAUCUACAACGUCCAAGGAGACAGCCAGACCAGCAUCUGCAUCACCAUUGAACCUGGCCUGCUCUUGAAGGGAGACAUCUUGCUAAAGUGCUACCACAAGAAGUUUCGGAGCCCAGCCCGAGAUGUCAUCUUCCGGGUGCAGUUCCACACCUGUGCCAUCCAUGACCUGGGGGUUGUUUUUGGGAAGGAAGACCUUGAUGACGCCUUCAAAGAUGAUCGAUUUCCAGAAUAUGGCAAAGUGGAAUUUGUAUUUUCUUAUGGACCUGAGAAAAUUCAAGGCAUGGAACACCUGGAGAACGGGCCGAGCGUGUCCGUGGACUAUAACACCUCCGACCCGCUCAUCCGCUGGGAUUCCUAUGACAACUUCAAUGGGCAUCGAGAGGACGGCAUGGAGGAGGUGGUGGGACACACUCAGGGCCCUCUGGACGGGAGCCUGUACGCCAAGGUGAAGAAGAAGGACUCCUUGCACGGCAGCACCGGGGCUGUCAAUGCCACGCGUCCUGUCCUGUCGGCCACCCCCAACCACGUAGAGCACACCCUUUCUGUGAGCAGUGAUUCUGGCAACUCCACAGCCUCCACCAAGACAGACAGGACCGAUGAGCCUGCCCCUGGCCCCUCCAGUGCCCCUGCUGCCCUGAGUCCUGAGGAGAAGCGGGAGCUGGACCGUCUGCUCAGUGGUUUCGGCGUAGAGAGAGAGAAGCAAGGCGCCAUGUACCAUCCCCAGCAUCUCCGGACCCGCCCAGCAGGGGGCCCUACUGUGUCCUCCCCUGGCCGCCAUGUCGUUCCCGCCCAGGUUCACGUCAACGGUGGGGCCUUGGCAUCUGAGCGGGAGACAGACAUCCUGGAUGAUGAGCUGCCCAACCAGGAUGGGCACAGUGUGGGCAGCAUGGGCACACUGUCCUCCCUGGAUGGGGUCACCAACACCAGUGAGGGGGGCUACCCAGAGGCCCUGUCCUCACUGACCAAUGGCCUGGACAAGCCCUAUCCCGUGGAGCCUAUGGUCAACGGUGGGGGCUACACCUAUGAGUCUGCCAGCCGGGCGCUGCCUACCCAUGCUGGCCACAUGGCCCCCUUGCGGCCCUCCUACUCGGCACAGGAGGGUUUAGCCAGCUACCAGCGGGAGGGGCCCCACCCAGCCUGGCCGCAGCCAAUGACCACCUCCCACUAUGGCCUUGACCCCAGCGGUAUGUUCCGCUCUCAGUCCUUUCCAGAAACCGAGCCUCAGUUGCCCCAGGCUCCGGCCCGCGGGGGCAGCAGCCGGGAGGCUGUGCAGAGGGGCCUGAAUUCCUGGCAGCAGCAGCAGCAGCAGCAGCAGCAGCCCCGCCCACCUCCUCGCCAGCAGGAGAGAGCCCACUUAGAGAGUCUCGGGCCCAGCAGACCCAGCCCCCAGCCACUGGCGGAGACCCCCAUCCCCGGCCUCCCUGAAUUCCCAAGGGCAGCCUCCCAGCAGGAGAUAGAGCAGUCCAUCGAAACACUCAACAUGCUGAUGCUGGAUUUGGAGCCGGCCACGGCUGCUGCUCCCCUGCACAAGUCCCAGAGUGUCCCAGGGGCCUGGCCAGGGGCUUCCCCACUGUCCUCCCAGCCUCCCUCCUGCCAGCCCCAUCCACUGACCCAGUCCAGAUCUGGCUACAUCCCCAGUGGGCAUUCCUUGGGAACCCCUGAGCUGGCCCCACGGGCCUCCCUGGAGUCCUUCCCUCCUGGCAGGGCUUACUCACCUUAUGAUUAUCAGCCAUGUCCGGGUGGGCCCAACCAGAGUUUCCGUCCAAAGAGCCCAGCCUCCUCCUCCUCCUCGUCUGCCUUCCUUCCGACUAGCCAUAGCCCUCCAGGGCCUCAGCAGCCCCCAGCCUCUCUCCCUGGCCUCACUGUUCAGCCUCAGCUCCCACCAAAGGAGGCGACUUCAGACCCCUCCCGCACUCCAGAGGAGGAGCCGCUGAACCUGGAGGGGCUGGUGGCCCACCGGGUAGCAGCAUACAACGCCAAGCUGCAGGGCCUCGGGCACACCAGCUUCCAGCUGCCUCCUCUCCACCGGCUCCGAUCUUCCUCCACCUCUGGUGGUCCCCCGGAUGCCCUGGUUUUCGAAGCCCCAGGCCUGCUGUCGGACACCCAGCCCCGUCACCUGGAGCUGAGGAGCCCAGUCUUUUGGAAAUCGGAAGGCUGGAAAGAAGAGCUGGGGGUGCAGGCUCGGGAGAAGCAGCCUGCAGAGCGCCCAGCCCCUCUCCGGAGGCGGGCGGCCAGCGACGGACAGUAUGAGGACCAGUCUCCAGAGCCUGCGUCUCCCCGUAGCCCUGGGGUCCGUUCCCCGGUCCAGUGUGUCUCCCCCGAGCUGGCUCUCACCAUUGCCCUCAAUCCUGGAGGGCGGCCCAAAGAGCCCCACCUGCACAGCUACAAGGAGGCCUUUGAGGAGAUGGAGGGAGCUUCCCCCACCAGCCCUCAACAGAGUGGGGUGCGCUCCCCUCCAGGUCUGGCCAAGACACCCCUGUCUGCUCUUGGCCUGAAACCCCACAACCCCGCGGACAUCCUGCUGCACCCUACUGGUGUCCCCAGAAGACUGAUCCAGCCAGAGGAGGAUGAGGGGAAGGUGGUGACAGAGCUUCCCAAAGAGCCCCGGAGCUACGUGGAGUCGGUGGUGCGGACGGCAGUGGCUGGGCCCCGAACUCAGGACCCCGAGCCCAAGAGCUUUAGCGCCCCAGCUGUCCAGGCCUAUAGCCAUGAGAUGCCCCUGAGGAACGGGACCCUGGGAGGCUCCUUUGUGUCCCCCAGCCCCCUCUCCACCAGCAGCCCUAUCCUCAGUGCUGGCAGCACUUCAGUGGGGAGUUUCCCAUCCGGGGAAAGCAGCGACCAGGGCCCCCGGACACCUACCCAGCCUUUGCUGGAUUCAGGCUUCCGCUCGGGCAGCCUGGGACAGCCUAGCCCUUCGGCUCAGAGAAGCUACCAGAGCUCUUCUCCUCUCCCGACCGUGGGCAGCAGCUACAGCAGCCCUGACUACUCACUACAGCAGUUCGGCUCCCCAGACAGCCAGGCGCGGCCUCAGUUCACUGUGGCCGGCGUCCACACGGUGCCUGGGAGCCCUCAGGCGCGCCACAGGACAGUGGGCACCAAUACUCCUCCCAGUCCUGGCUUCGGCCGCCGGGCCAUCAACCCCAGCAUGGCUGCUCCCAGUAGCCCCAGUUUGAGCCACCGCCAGGUGAUGGGUCCAGUGGGAACUGGUUACCAUGGUAGUGCAGUCUCCAGCCCCCAGAGCAGUGCAGCGACCACCCCGGGAAGCCCCAGCCUGGGCCGGCACCCUGGGGCACACCAGGUUCCAGGCCUCCACGGCAGUGUGGCCACCACCCCGGGAAGCCCCAGCCUGGGCCGGCACCCGGGAGGACCCGGAUCCAUGAUUCCCGGCAGCCCCAGCUUGGACCGGCACGCGGCCUACGGGGGCCAUUCCACCCCUGAGGACCGGAGACCCACGCUGUCCCGGCAGAGCAGUGCCUCCGGCUACCAGGCUCCCUCGACGCCCUCCUUCCCUGUGUCCCCUGCCUACUACCCGGGCCUCAGCAGCCCUGUCACCUCCCCGUCACCGGAUUCUGCAGCCUUCCGGCAAGGGAGCCCGACGCCAGCCCUGCCCGAGAAGCGGAGGAUGUCCGUGGGAGACCGGGCGGGCAGCCUCCCCAACUAUGCCACCGUCAACGGGAAGGUGUCCUCCUCACCUGUGGCCAGCGGCAUGUCCAGUCCCAGUGGGGGCAGCACCGUCUCCUUCUCCCACACGCUGCCUGACUUCUCCAAGUACUCCAUGCCAGACAACAGCCCUGAGACCCGGGCUAAAGUGAAGUUCGUCCAGGACACUUCUAAGUAUUGGUACAAACCGGAGAUCUCCAGAGAGCAGGCCAUCGCCCUCCUUAAGGACCAGGAGCCAGGGGCCUUCAUCAUCCGAGACAGCCACUCCUUCCGAGGGGCCUACGGGCUGGCCAUGAAGGUGUCCUCACCUCCUCCGACCAUCGUGCAGCAGAAUAAAAAAGGGGACAUGACCCACGAGCUGGUAAGACAUUUCCUGAUAGAGACUGGCCCCAGAGGAGUCAAGCUCAAGGGCUGCCCCAACGAGCCAAACUUCGGGUCUCUCUCUGCCCUGGUCUACCAGCAUUCCAUCAUCCCCCUUGCUCUGCCCUGCAAGCUGGUCAUUCCAAACCGAGACCCCACAGAUGAAUCGAAAGAUAGCUCGGGCCCUGCCAACUCAACCGCUGACCUGCUGAAGCAAGGGGCAGCUUGCAAUGUGCUCUUCGUCAACUCUGUGGACAUGGAGUCACUCACUGGGCCACAAGCCAUCUCCAAAGCCGCUUCUGAGACUCUGGCUGCUGACCCCACACCGGCUGCCACCAUCGUUCACUUCAAAGUUUCUGCCCAGGGAAUCACACUGACUGACAACCAGAGAAAGCUCUUCUUCAGACGACACUACCCCCUCAACACCGUCACCUUCUGUGACCUGGAUCCACAGGAGAGAAAGUGGACGAAGACAGAAGGAGGUGCCCCUGCUAAGCUCUUCGGCUUCGUGGCCCGGAAGCAGGGCAGCACCACCGACAAUGCCUGCCACCUCUUUGCUGAGCUUGACCCCAACCAGCCCGCCUCCGCCAUCGUCAACUUUGUCUCCAAGGUCAUGCUGAGUGCGGGCCAGAAGAGAUGAGUGCCAGCCCUUGCCCGGGGCCUUGGCAGUGGGGACGGGGCAUGUGGGGAGGGGACUCAUGAAUCCUGACCACCCUUGAAUCCAGAAGGAAGACUUUGGGCCAAUUUUCGAGAAGGAGAGAAGAAAGUGCAACAUGGGGAGGGGGAAGUGAAUUGCAGAGGGGAAAGGGGGUGAGAGAAAGAGAGCUGGAGAAAGAAAAAGAUGGAGGAGAAUAACUUGGAUUCCCCUGGGUGGAUGGAUACCAUGGAGCCCCCAAAGCCUCAAUGCUAACCAGGUCCCUCUCCCCCCCUCCCCCUUCCAAGAGGCCGGGGCUCCUCAGAAGAGACAGACCAACUCCUUGGGGAUCUGUGUUUUGGGAGUAAAUGGAAAAGCUCUGUCUCCCUAAUCCAACCGCUUUGCAAGGAGAAAUCACAUGGAGAGAAUCCUUUUCUGGCCGCCUCUGUAGUAGAUCGGCAAACCAAAAAGAGCCAGCACGGGCACCAAGUGGCAGAACUUUUGCCUUUGAGAGUACCUUAGACCUGAGGUCCCUAAGGUCUCUGGACUCUGCCUCCGAUGUAUAGCCUAUGUGGGUGUCUAUAUGGGGUAUAUACUAUGUCCACACCCGCAGCUUCACAUACUGAUUUCCAUGUGCCUCUCAGCCAGAGUUACAAACACAUACACUUGUGCAUGCCCCGUGUAUCUGCACACACAUGUGCACACUGUUCAAAGAAGGUGUGAGUUGGGGGGGGGGGGCAACAGGGCAGUAGGAAUACCCAAGAUUAUGGGGUCACAGACUUUUGGUCCCCGCACUUGCUCUCUAGCGGCCCUGGGUGCUGCCAGUAGCUUCUCCCCGCAAGAGUGGGGCUCGCCGCACUGCAGCCUUAGCCCUCCCACAGGGAGGCUGGAGCCUUGGUUCGGGAGGUGCGCAUGCAUGUGUGCAUAGUCCUGGGGAAGAGAUCCCUCAGGAGGGGUGCUGGUUGAGCCUGUGGCCCAGCAGCAGGUAAGGGCAGGGCUCUGAGCCCUUGGCUCAUUCUUGGGUUUUGUGCCUCUGAACAGCCUUUCUUCAGAUUUGCUUAUCUCCUUGAUGCCUUUUUGGAUGUUGGGAAUUGAGCCUUCCUGCCCCGGUCUGCCCUUUGGGGUCUCAAUGUUGGAGCUUGUCCUGGGGAACCUGCUCGGUGAGGCCCCAGGGGGAGAUGCCUGAUGGCCCUUCCCCCAGCUCUGCAGGUGUUACUGGGCUGCCCGGGGUGUCCUUGGCAGAGCUCGUGGGCUGCUUUCUGUGCACCUAGGUGGCCCGCCCACAACGCCAAAGCCUUGCUGCUCCCCCUCCUGUUACGGCUACCCCGGCACAGCCAAGCUGCCCGUGGAACAGCGGGGUGAGGGCACGCACUUAGGUCAGAAGGCCUAGAGUCCAUGCGGGCAGUUGUGAACCCCCCAGACCACCACCCAAGCACUCUAAGCCAGAGUAGAAAAUUCACCAGGACUCCAUUGUUGAGUGGCUUCUUCAGCCGAUGGGGUCUGCUAGAGAGAGGCAUUGUACUGAUAUAUAAAUAUAUAUAAUAUAUAUGUGAGACAUACUGACAGAAUCUGUAAGCUAAUAAAAUAUAAGAAAAGGUAAAAAAAAAAAGAAUAGGUAAAUUGACAAGAAGUAUUUAUUGUUUCCCCAUAUUGCUUUAUUGCCUUCCGGGCAUAAGCCAAUUCCCAUCGCUUUUUUUGUGUAUAAAUGAGGUCUGAAAUGCAGGGGGCCUUUAUCCUUGGAGCAUCAGGGGUCUCCUGGCCCUGCCGUUGGCCUUCCCUAGACUCUGUGUGUGGCUCAGUGAGGAGGGGGCGCACAUUUCCAUUCCCUGGCCCCCCUUGUUUUCUGGCAAGCGUGGAGCACAGCAGUUGGCUCCCAGAGACGAGGGGAGCUGUCCCCCUCACUGUGGGCCUGAGCAAGUGUAUGAGCCUGUGGGGGACAAGGGCGUGUGUGGCAGAUGUGGGUGACGUGUGUCUUUCGCAUUUUUUCUCCUCCAAGAAGCCGUAUCUGUGUGGACGUUCUGUUUCAGGGAGUUGGAGAGUGUCUGAAGGUAGGGAGCAGGCCAGAGUUUCCUCCAAAGUGCUCUUUUUUCUGAGGCAUCCAAGCCAGAUGCCCAGAUUUCCUCCCCCUCCAUUCCCGACACACCCCAACCCUCUUCCCAGAUAGGAGACAGUCUCUGCCCACUUCCUUUGUAAAUAUCUUCAUCUCCUGCUGGAUCUGGCCCCGGGACUCUCCCCUCCUGGCCUGGAUGUCCUCUGUCCCCUUGAGGCCAGGUAGGGUGGCAGACCCGUCUGCAGCCAGCCCCGGACCGUCCAUCACACGUGAUUGCCCACUGCCCACCGGCAGCCCCCACCGCCCAGGCGUGGCAAGCCCGCCCCACUCAGGCCCGAGCCUAAGGUGACGCUGGGAAGGACUGGGCAUCCUGGGAAGCGGAUCCGUGCACUCCCCCGAAUCCCUCUGGAAGGAGUGGGUUUCCAGAAGAAUGAGGGGGAAGGGUACCCCAGUCUCCAAGCGGCCCUACCUUUGGGGCAGACACUGGUUGGGGGGACCCUGUGGCCCUCCUGUGUCUCACAGUUUAGGUCUCUGCACCCACGCGUGCACGCACACAUACACACACACACACACACCCACAGCACUGCAGUAUAUUCUUGCCAAAGAUUUCCUUUAAGAGAAAGCACUUUUAAGAAUUAUUAUUAUUGUGUAAAUGUCUAUCCUUUUCUCUCCUCCUUGUGCCUCAACCUUUUUGCUGUUCUUGUUGAAUCUGUCUGUCAGCCAGGAGAAUGCUGUCUGGUCUUAGAAAUAGGCUGGCAAAGCAAGAGUCUGGGGGAAGCUGGCAAUGAAGGAUGGGAGAGGCGGCAAAACGGACACAGACGCCAGGUGGGCUCAGGCCCCGGCGCCACGCUCCAGCCAGGUGUCUGCGGCCAGCCUGGGGCCUGGGACCCGGGGUCUGGGACCCGGGGCCUGGGACUGGCCUGCGCGGUGUCUGGAGGGAAGAAGGCAGGGAACUGACAUCUGCCCGCUUCAGGGACAGAGGCCCAGGUGGCUCCCUGCCCCUGGACUGGGAGGACAGGGCAGGGCAUGGGAACAAUGGAGAGGUGACCCCAGAGGGGAAAUAGGAAGGAAGUGAGCUGUCUGCUCAACCUCCAGGGGUGCAGUCUUGGCGCCCUGGUCCCCUUAUCUAGCCAGGUGUUUGCGGGCCAGUACACUGUGUCCUGGGCUGGGGAAGGCCUUUUGACCCCCACCUUUGUCGGAGUCUCUCCCUAGCGACUCUGAAAACGUGUGGAUUCCUUCUCCCUUGGGUUUUGAGGAAUCUCUGGGUGUGUCAGAGACUGGCAGAGAGGGGCCAGGUGGGGCUGGUGGCCGUGUGACACGUAAGAGGCAGCAGCCGGCUGGACAAGUGUGAUCCUCGUAAAGGGGCACUGGGGUGGGGGGAGGUACUCUGAGGCGCCCCAGUCGAGGUUGGGGAGGCUCUUCCUGCCAUCUGGCAUGUGCGGAGGUGUCUGUAAGCAGAGCAGGGUAUAGGCCCUGGGCAUUUGCCCACCGUCCCUGCCUCCUGGGUCUUCCCCCGCCGCCUUCGGAAUUUCUCAACUUCCAGAUUGGGGAAGGUCAAAUGGGUCCAUGCCCCGUCCAAGGGCUGCCUCUGGCCCCUACAUCUCCUCAUACUCGGGGUCUUUGGAGAGGUUGGGGGCAGAGUCCCAGAGCCACUCUUCAUGCAGACCCAGGCCCCAGGGUCCUGAGACCAGAGCUCCUGGCUGGCGUAACACAGAGCGGAUGCAUACGUGUGCGUGUAUGUGUGUACGUGUUUUGCUGGUCUCUAGAGAACAUGGGGUUAGGGUCUACGGUAGUGAGUGAGCAGCGGCUGUCAAGACCCACAUCACCCAGCAGGGAAAGGAAUCAGGAAGACCCCCAGUCGGUAGAUUCUCAGUGUUGUCAGUAAGGACUGGCUGUGCACAGGGUGGGGCUCUGGUGGAUCUGCUCCCUCCCGUGUCCUCUGUCCUCAGACGUCCACAAUGCUGGAGGACUUCCGUGCAUUUCCCACACCUGGGCUCUUCCCAGGCAAUUGGAGAGGGAUGUCCCGAGUUUGUUUUCUAAUCAGUGUUAAACAUUUGGAGACUCUCUUGUGUGUCCAUGUUCGGUUUGUGUGUGAGAGUGAGCACAUCUGUGCGUGCAUGCCGUGUUUCCCCAGUUUCUCUCCUCCCUCUGACGUCCGUUGGAAACAAAUGUAAGAAAUUCCUUGCCACCACCUCCCUGCCUCCAGGCCCUCGGCAGGAGAAACAGAGUAACUCGGCACCCUCCCCGUCCCUGGGCUAUGUAUUUAUAUAGAUGGAAAUAUCCUUUCUAUUUUGUAUCUUCCUGCCUAUAACCUCUGCCACCUUGUAUAAACCCUGACCUGUGCUACUCGCCCUGGAUAUGAAUGUAUUGUACACCCAUGCUGGCCCGCUCUGUACAGCUGCUUUGUUUCUUUGCAACCCAUUGUACGGCUUUAUAAAUGAUGAAGCAGAAGAAAAAUCUGUGCCUUGA